AGAUUACCUGCCAUCCAAACUUCGACAAUUCCGGAAAAAAAGGGAAGAAGAAAAAAAAAGUACAAGGGACCAAACCAGGGUAGCCAAUGAAGCUACGAGAACUACGAUACCAAACCGACGGUGACAGCUCAGCCAAACCGGGCUGCAUCUUUCUUAUUAUUUGCCUUGGAUAUUGGACCCAUAUACCACUGCCAGGAGCCUUUCGUUCAAUCUUUUUUUUUUUGUCCUCCUCCCCCUCUUUUUCCCCCUCUACCCCCUUUAUUUAUUCCCUUGCGUAUUUUCAUGGGCUGGCGAGUAGCCAGUUCGCCCUAACCCCUGCGUUCAUUUUGUGUGACCGUAUUUACAUACGCGACUCCCUUACUUCUUCGGCGUUGAGUUAUUCCUGUAGAUGUUUUGGCCAGGGUCGGCCGGAUGGACUCGGGUGGGUUCACUAAAUCAUGUUGCUGUUUCAGAAGUAUAUGGCUGGAUAUAGGUGUCCAAUUAGGAUAUAUCAUCGCUGCGUGCUGAGUUACUGAUGUAGGCGGGUUGCGAUAUCUUGUUAGACCGCUAAGUCGAUAGAUAGCGACAAGUUAGCCCGCAAGGCGUUAUUGCUAGAGCUGUCCUGUAGAGGCGCAGGGGUUGUGUCCCAUGUCCUUU
Molecule: messenger RNA, 636 nt
Organism: Phialemonium atrogriseum
Lineage: Eukaryota; Fungi; Ascomycota; Sordariomycetes; Cephalothecales; Cephalothecaceae
Exons: 1
Coding region: 87-434 (115 amino acids)
Source: RefSeq, a predicted model, not a curated record